Molecule: messenger RNA, 1554 nt
Organism: Gastrolobium bilobum
Lineage: Eukaryota; Viridiplantae; Streptophyta; Magnoliopsida; Fabales; Fabaceae
Exons: 6
Coding region: 1-1554 (517 amino acids)
Molecular function (GO): protein dimerization activity
Source: RefSeq, a predicted model, not a curated record
AUGGAGAAGUGUGACCUUGCAAUUUCCAAAUGGAUGAUUGAUGCUGGUGUGCCAUUUAAUGCUGUUAAUUCAUUAUAUUACCAGCCAAUGAUUUAUGCUAUUUGUAGCAUGGGUCCAGGGUAUAAAGGUCCAAAUUUUUAUAAAGUUCGUGGUCAUUUGUUAAAUAAGUGGGUUGGAGAAGUCAAUAAACUUGUUAAGAGUUAUCGCAUUGUUUGGAAGCAAACAAGAUGCACUAUUAUGGCAGAUGGGUGGACUGAUCGUUAUAGGAGAACUCUUAUCAAUUUUCUAGUUUACUGCCCAAAAGGAACUAUUUUUCUCAAGUCGGUUGAUGCUUCAAAUGCUUCUAAAACUGCAGAUUUAUUGUAUAAGCUUUUUAGAGAUGUAGUGUUGCAUGUUGGCCCUGAAAAUGUUGUUCAGAUUGUGACUGAUAAUGCUGCAAAUUAUGUUGCUGCUGGAAGGUUAUUGGAAGCUGAGUUUCUUAAGAUUUUUUGGUCUCCUUGUGUUGCUCAUUGUGGAAGGGAAAUUCUUCGUCCAGCUCCUACUCGUUUUGCCACUAAUUUUAUUGCAUUACAAAGCAUAUUGGCUCAAAAAGAUGCAUUAAGGGCUAUGCUUACUGAGCCACUUAUUCGUGUGUUACAUAUUGUUGACAGUGAAAACAAACCUGCCAUGGGUUUUCUUUAUCAAGCUAUAUUUAAAGCUAGAGAGGAGAUGAUAAAGAGAUUUCAAAGAAACAAGAAGAAGGUGGAACCUUACAUGAAAAUCUUAGAUCGUCGUUGGUAUUCACAGCUUCGCAAAAAUCUUCAUGCUGUUGGUUAUUGGUUGAAUCCAGGUUGUCAUUACAAUGAUGAAGAAUUUGAAAAACAUAAGUUCACAACAUCAGGCCUUUUGGAUGUCAUUGAGAAAUACGCUUAUGGGGAUCCUGAUUUAAAUUCUAAGUUGACAAGUGAUAUGAGAAUAUUCAAAAAUGCUGAGUUAGAUUUUGGAAGGCCAUCUGCUAAACGCGAACGAAAUACCGUGAUGCUAGAUCAAUGGUGGGAAUCUUAUGGAUGUGGUGCACCAAAUUUGCAAAAAUUGGUUGUUCGUGUUUUAAGUCAAACAUGUAGUGCUUCGGGUUGUGAACGCAAUUGGAGUGCAUUUGAACAUAUUCAUUCGAAUAAGAGAAAUAAAUUAGAGCACCAAAAGCUUAAUGAUCUUGUCUAUGUCCGUUACAACUUGAGGCUGGCACAAAGGAAUCGAUUGAAGAAUCAAAACUAUGAUCCAAUAAAUUUUGAAACAUUUGAGGACCAUUCUAAUUGGGUACUAGAGGAUUCACCACCAUACUUAACAGCUGAAGAAAUGGAAACCUUACGGAAUGAGCUUGCAAAUAUGUCCUUUCAACCAACUCUAGAUGAUAAUGAUCAAUUAAAUUUGGAUGAUGAUGAUGAAGAUGAGGCACAAGACAACACCAUGGAAAAUGCAAAUCAAACUGAAGGCAAUGUUGGUCAAGCUUUGGAUUUAUUUGAUGAAGGAGGAGAUGAUGAAUUAAUUGACACAACUUUGCCUCUGUGGGCAUAA